Danio rerio (zebrafish) is the source of this 700-nucleotide messenger RNA. The record is from RefSeq and is a predicted model, not a curated record. Lineage: Eukaryota; Metazoa; Chordata; Actinopteri; Cypriniformes; Danionidae.
AUGGAGAUUAGUCCAGACGGAUCUAGAGUGACCAAGACUAACAUGGGCUCAUCCAGACUGACCAAGGCUGGUCCAGACUGGCCGAUUAAGAUGUGUGUUCUUCUCUGCAGUGUGUAUCAGGUGGUGGUGGAGGAAGAGCGCCCUCGUCGGGCUCGUGGUGGUGAAGCGGAGAUCCUGCGCUGUUUCCCGGUGCCGGUUCACUAUCAGAACGCCAGCAGUCUGAGCUCUCGCUAUUACUACAGCGCAGAAUUCCCAUCCGCCGGCGUCCCGUCAGCGCAACCCUUCACCAUCGGGGACAACCGAACAUACAGCGGCUACUGGAACCCUCCGCUACUGCCGCACAAGAGCUACAGCGUCUACUAUCAGGCGGUCAGCACCGCCAACGGGGAGACGAAAAUCGACUGUGUUCGAGUGGCCACCAAAGCUGCUAUCUUGGUCACUCAACUCACCACUCCUUACGUUCGCAUCGCUCCGGCCGCUGGAGACAACCAGCUAACAGGAGCGGCGACACACAAGCCCAGCGCGGUGGAGCCGGAGAAACAGACGGACCACACGGUGAAGAUCGCCGGAGUCAUCGCAGGAAUAUUACUCUUCGUCAUCAUCUUCCUCGGCGUGGUGCUGCUCAUGAAGAAACGGAGAACCUAUCAGUCCUACACUUAUUACCUGUAAGUAGACCAGCUCUGUUGAUGUUGUGCUGCAU